AUGGCUGGGGUGGAGCUGAGCUGUAGAGUUGAAGCCCAGGACACACAGGAGAGAGACGGAGACCAGGUUCAGACACAACUCCUAGUCUCUGGGCCCCUGCUGUUAGAACAUGAGACAGACAGAGGUGGACGGACAGUGGGAUUUUGUUAUGCACCACAUCAGCCCAGUGAUGACAUCACUCUGUCUGAGACUGUGGCUAAAUUUAGACUCAGCCACGGUCGGAGCUGGAAGUGCUGUUGCACUGACGGAGAAGCAGAGCUGAAUAGUCAGUCUGGGAAGCAGGUGUAUGUGUGGUAGGCUAUGUGCUUAUACUGUGGUAUGAAUUGCAUUUUCAGCAUGUAGAAAUGGAUGUUAUAAGGAUUCAUUGCAGUGUUCUCCUCAAAGCCGACUGUGUGACACUGUGAGUGGGAGUGCACAAUCAUCUAAUGCCUUUAUUUCAGGAGCAGAGCGUUCCUGUCACUAUGGGGAUGCAGCAGCAGACAGUACUGUUAAUGUGUGUACUCAAGUAGCAGUAGAGACAUUUUUCUAUAAAAGCAGUGUUGCAAAUGGCAGAGAUUACAGCCUCCCUCGCAUCUGUCUCUCUCAUAAUUUAUGCAGUGAUUGAUUUAAUUAUUUCACAACUUCUCCAAUCAGACAUAGCCAUAAUCCUAAUUACAGCAACAGCAUGCCUGCGGAGGCAGCAUCCCUGUAAUACCGUUAGUGUUAGAGACAGCACCUUAAAAGGGUUGUGUAAUGGUGCCUGAACGCCAUGAAGUGAAUACCCUCCUCACCGCCUUAGUUGUUUAUAAUAGAGUUAGAGCAGCCCGCCAUUAAAGUCCCCCUAACUAAGUCACUGAUUGGUGUGAUGGGUUGACCGUACUGUAUGCGUACAGUAGCCUUCUUUUGUUUAUGCCUAAAGUAGGAUAUUUUGUAACCCAUUGCACACUGGCACUGUCAUGCACAUAGCUGAGCAGGAUGGUGCAGCAACAGGAGGCCAUACGGAGGACGGGGGGACGGGGGGGGACGUGGGCUUGUUCUAUUCUGUGCCUGUGUCACACCCUGGCUCUGGGGACUCUAUAUGUUGAGCCAGGGUGUGUAAGUUCUAUGUGUUUUUGUUCUAUGGUGUAUUCUAUGGGUGCUAUUUCUAUGUUGGCCAGAGUGGCUCCCAAUCAGAGGCAACGAGUGUCAGCUGUGGCUGGUUGUCUCUGAUUGGGAGCCAUAUUUAAACUGUCUGUUUUCCCUUUGUGUUUGUGGGAUCUUGUUCCGUUUUGGUUUGUUGCCGUGUCGGUUGUGUUAUACCGAGGACGUCACGUUUUCGUUUUGUUGUUUUGUUCGUGCAUUCAUUAAAUAAAUAAAUAUGUUUGCAACUAACGCUGCGCAUUGGUCUACUCCGUAUAACGAUCGUGACUGAAGAUCCCACCAAGACAGGACCAAGCAGCGUGAAGAGGAGAGAGGAUGGACCUGGGAUCAGUUGAGUAGGAGUCUCGACUGGGCCCAGCCAAGUGAAGAGCAGAGAGGUUGGACUAUGGAGCAGUGGAUUAAGAGUCUCGACUGGGCCAAGCCAAGUGAAGAGCAGAGUGGUUGGACUUUGGAGCAGUGGGGUGAGAGUCUGGCGAGAACUAGGGAGGCCUGGUCCACGGGGAGGAGAGACACCCAGACAUUUUUUAGGGGGGGGCUCACGACGUGGACGUCGGGGCAGCAGGAGGCCGCGAUAGAGCGGUCCAGUGGGUUGGCAGAGGAGGCCGCCAGGUUACGGGGGCCACUGGUAUUAAAGGGGAAGGAAAGUGUAGAGGCACGGCGAGAGGUACUGGGGUGUGUUACCAGUCCGGUCCGGCCCAUUCCUGAUCCCCGCGUAGGGCCAGUGGUGUGUGUCCCCAGUACGGUCCGGCCUGUUCCUGUUCCUCGCAUCGAGCCUGUGGUGCGCGUUGCCAGCCCGGCCCGGCCUGUUCCUGCUCCCCGCAUCGAGCCUGUGGUGCGCGUCGCCAGCCCGGCCCGGCCUGUUCCUGCUCCCCGCACCAAGCCUAUGGUGCGCGUCGCCAGCCCGGCCCGGCCUGUUCCUGCUCCCCGCACCAAACCUACGGUGCGCGUCGCCAGCCCGGCCCGGCCUGUUCCUGCCACUCGCACCAAGCCUACGGUGCGCGUCGCCAGCCCGGCCCGGCCUGUUCCUGCCUCUCGCACCAAGCCUACGGUGCGCGUCGCCAGCCCGGCCCGGCCUGUUCCUGCAACUCGCACCAAGCCUACGGUGCGCGUCGCCAGCCCGGCCCGGCCUGUUCCUGCCACUCGCACCAAGCCUACGGUGCGUGUCGCCAGCCCGGCCCGGCCUGUUCCUGCAACUCGCACCAAGCCUACGGUGCGCGUCGCCAGCCCGGCCCGGCCUGUUCCUGCCACUCGCACCAAGCCAGGGGUGCGAGUCGUCAGCCUGGUAAGGCCCGUUCCUGCUCCACGCACCAAGCCAGGGGUGCGCAUCGUCAGCCCUGUCCGGUCCGGUCCUGCUCCACGCACCAAGCCAGGGGUGCGUAUCGUCAGCCCGGUCCGGCCCGUUGCUGCUCCACGCACCAAGCCAGGGGUGCGCAUCGUCAGCCCGGUCCGGUUCGUUCCUGCUCCACGCACCAAGCCAGGGGUGCGUAUCGUCAGCCCGGUCCGGCCCGUUGCUGCUCCACGCACCAAGCCAGGGGUGCGCAUCGUCAGCCCGGUCCGGUCCGUUCCUGCUCCACGCACCAAGCCAGGGGUGUGCGUCGUCAGUCCGGCACAACCCGUGCCUGGGUCACCGGUGCCUGGUCAGGUACCGGUCAGCUGCUCCACACCGGAGCUGAACCUAUCCGCUCCUACGAUGUCCAGUUCAGCUCCAGCCAGCGGGGCCAGACCGGACCAGGGGCGCUACGGGGGGAUUAUUAGAGGGUGGUGGUCUAGCCCGGAGCCGGAACCGCCUCCGAGGAGGAAUGCCCACCCAGCCCUCCACUGGUUUGUUGUUGUUCAGGCGCGGUCACAGUCCGCGCCUUUGGGGGGGGGGGGGUACUGUCACACCCUGGCUCUGGGGACUCUAUAUGUUGAGCCAGGGUGUGUAAGUUCUAUGUGUUUUUGUUCUAUGGUGUAUUCUAUGGGUGCUAUUUCUAUGUUGGCCAGAGUGGCUCCCAAUCAGAGGCAACGAGUGUCAGCUGUGGCUGGUUGUCUCUGAUUGGGAGCCAUAUUUAAACUGUCUGUUUUCCCUUUGUGUUUGUGGGAUCUUGUUCCGUUUUGGUUUGUUGCCGUGUCGGUUGUGUUAUACCGAGGACGUCACGUUUUCGUUUUGUUGUUUUGUUCGUGCAUUCAUUAAAUAAAUAAAUAUGUUUGCAACUAACGCUGCGCAUUGGUCUACUCCGUAUAACGAUCGUGACAGCCUGGCCCUGUUUAGUUUGUUUUGUUUCAUCCUCAUUAGCUGCAGCUUUAGAAACCUUUUCCUGUAUUUGCCGGGAAUCUUUUUCCAAGGGAAAUUAUGCAUUUUGAUAAUGAUUUUGAGCCUUAGUGCUCAGGGGGUAUGAACAUAACGUAAACAAAAGGAAUAUGAGUAUAAUAUGAGUGAAAUAUAUUAAUGUUUAAGUCAAUCGGACCCCAUGAAAGCUUUGCCCUUCAUAUGUGGUAGCAGAGUAGAAUGAGAGUUUAAGGCAUGUUGAUGUCUGUCCUUUAUUAUUGUGACUGAUGAUUCCUUGGAUGUUAAUGCGGUGUCUAUAUCAUGGGUUUCUAAUGUACUUUACUGUCUGGGUCAUAUGCUUACAGCAUGAGCUAUUCAUAAGUAAUAUUGAUCUAUGAGCACUCAGCUGCCUUAACAUAGUGGACAAAUUAUUCUAUGAUUAAUUCAGUACUCUAUAUAAUAUAGUACUCUAUAUUAUAUACAGUGUAGUACAUUUUGUAGUAAAUCCAGAUCAAAAAUCCAUCCCUAUGUAUUUUAUUGGUGUGGUCAGUACUAGUUUAGUCUGUUUAUAGCACCAGGCACACAUUAGAAUCUAACAUGCACUGUUCAUGUUCUCUUUUUUCUAAGCUGUGCCCUUGGAUCUGGUUCAGUGUUCUGGUUGCAGACAGCUAGCCCGACAUUUAGAUAAAAGAUCCCACCAGGGUAUGUGAAACAGUGCAAAGUACGAUUGACUUAAUAUUGGUGUCUGAUAAAUCCAAAAUAUUGCAGAGUGGAGUAAUAGUCUAUGGAAUCAGUGAUCAUUUUAUUACAUUUUGCACAAGGAGGGUUUUUAAAGAUAUAUUUAAGUGUCACAAAACUGUUAGAAUCAGAGGACUAAUAAAAUACUGUGUUGAAAUGUUUAGGGAGCAAGUGGGUAAAAUUGACUGGUCACCUGUGCUGGAAAGUGUAGGGGUAGAUAGGGCCUGGGAAGCCUUUAAAUGUAGAUUCCUUGAUGUGGUGAAUGUGAUGGCUCCCAUUAGAUGUGUGUCAGAGUAAAGCAGAGAUCUAGCCCUAAUGAUGAGAUUCUAGAAUCUAUCCAAGCAAGGAAUAAGGCCUUCAAGAAAUGUAAGAACCCUCAAGAGCAGCCUGAUUUUGUCCUAUAUAAAUGUCACAGAAAUGAAGCACAGAGCAGGAUGGAUGAAGCUAAGAGGGGUUACUUUGCUGAUAAAAUCAUUGACAACAAAAAUGACCCUAAAAAGCUUUGGAAGUCAUUUAAGGAACUAGGCUGUAGUAGUACUACCAAAAACAAACGAAAACAGUAUUGGACUGAACAUCAGGGGGGAGAUGGUAUAUGAAAAAACAGAGGUUGCCAAUGAAUGUAACUCUUUUUUUACUUCUGUUGCCAGCAAGCUGGUUAGCAAGCUGCCUACCAGUUCUGGUUUGUAUGGAAAUUACCAAGUCAAUAAGUAUUAUGCCGAGUUAGGAGUUCAGCCAAACUCUUUUUAUUUUGCAAAGGUAGCAACAGCCAAAAUAGCCAGUAUGCUAGCAGAGCUUAAAUGCUCCAAAACCACAGGCCUGGAUAAUAUUCCUGCAAGGUUUCUUAGAGAUUCUGCUGAGCAAAUUGCCCCUUGUAUUACACAUAUCGUUAAUCUCUCUCUGGUACAAGGCAUCUUUCCCAGGGACAUGAAACAAGCUAAAGUUAUAUCUCUGUAUAAGAAGGGGAUAAAGUCUGACCCUGGGAAUUAUAGGCCUGUAUCUAUCCUUGGUAUAACAUCAAAGAUCCUGGAGAGAGUUGUACAUGAGCAAAUGUAUGAAUAUGUCAACAAACAAUGUAUGAUUUUCAGUCUGGUUUUAGAAGAACAUACUCCGCUGAUUGAUGUAUACUUUACUUGACUGACUUCAUCUGGAAAGAAAUUGAUGAGGGAAUUCUCUGUGGAAUGGUACUGCUUGACCUACAGAAGGCCUUUGAUACAGUUAACCACUGUCUCCUAAUCUCCAAACUGGAGGCACUGGGGUUAAGCAGUAUCCCUCUAGGCUGGGUAAAGUCCUAUUUGUCAGGUAGGGAGCAAGUAGUAGAGGUUCAUGGUUCACUGUCUCAGGCAAAACCAAUGAGUUAUGGCGUUCCGCAGGGGAGCGUGCUUGGGCCUCUAUUUUUUUUUUAAAGAUGCUUGUUCUUGCCGUCUUUUCCUUGAUGUGGAUGACUCUACACUUCUGGUGUCUCACAAAAGUAAAACUAUGUUGGAGAGCAUACUUAGCACAGCGCUUACUAACAUUAGCAAAUGGCUUGGAGAUAAUAAGCUAUCUCUGCACUUAGGUAAAACUGAGGCAAUUCUUUUUGGGUCCAGACCUAAAUUGUGUAGAGUUAGGGGGUGAGGUCCUGACUACUAAAACCGCUGUUGGCUACCUGGGGUGGAAGCUUGGGAGGUGUGAGCAUGGCCACUAAAGUGCUAGGGAAGGUUAAUGCCAGGACUACGUUUUUGGCUAGAAAGUCCAAGCUGCUUGAUAAGGACUCCAUUGGAGUGCUAGCCACUGCCCUCAUUCAAUGCCAUUUUGACUACACUAGUACUUCCUGGUUUGGGGGCUUAGCUAAGCUUAUGAAGGGGAAGCUCCAGAUAGCCCAGAAUAAGCUGAUCAGGGUAGUAUUGAAGGUGAGUCCACGUACUCACAUAGGCAGGAGCUGCUUUCAGGAACUCAACUGGCUGCCUGUUGAGGGUGUCCUAGAUUAGACUGGGAUUGGUUUACAGGAGUAUUUAUGGUUCUGCACCCAGAUAUCUAACUGAUUACUUUCCCCAUGUUAGGGAUGCACACAAUCACAGCACCAGAUCAGGUGUUGCUAAUGUGUGCUUAUACAGGUUCAGGAGUAAUGCUGGGAAAGGUACUUUCUUGUAAACUGGAGCCUCAGAGUGGAAUGAGUUGCCUCUGCCCAUAAAAACGACAUUCUCUCUGGGCAGCUUUUUAAAAUAUAGUAAAAAUGUAUUCUGUGCCCAUAUACAUGUACCCUACGAUGUAACUGCAAUGAUGAGAUAGAUGUUAUUCUUCUUUGUUUUUAUGUUUUAUUAUCUCGCUGUCGUACUGUGUUCAACCGUGUUGGAUCUUGCCUAGCCAUCUUGUUUCAAGAGGACCACAAUGAAAAUAAGUCCCAGACUUUAUUGUGUGUUAUCCUCGAUGGUUUUACUCAUGUGCAUGUAUGGCUUUUUCGAGUUGUAUGUGUGCUUGUUUUUUUAAAUGGUUGGAUUAAUAAACUAAACUAAACUAAAUGGCCAAGCCCCACAGAUCUGAUGAAUGUAACAGAGAGCAUGGAUAUGGCUAUAGAGGUCAGCAUGGCCAUUACACAGUAAACGUUGUGCUCUAGUCUAGUGGCUGACCAGUUGGCCCUGGGCAUAGUGAGAGCUGUAGUAGACUGAUCAGAGGGAAUCCACCAUAACUGGCCAUCACAUCUUUAACCCACACAGAUUAGCCUCCAUUAGGCUAAUGUGGCAGGUGGGCGUUUGGGUUGUUAGUAUGGGGGGUUGGGGGUGUGCGUGCAAGUGAGCGUGUGUGGAUGAGUAUUGUGGGAGUUUAUGUGGAUGAGUAUUGUGGUAGUGUAGAGGGAGUUUAUGUGGAUGAGUAUUGUGGUAGUGUAGAGGGAGUUUAUGUGGAUGAGUAUUAUGGUAGUGUAGAGGGAGUUUAUGUGGAUAGUAUUAUGGUAGUGUAGAGGGAGUUUAUGUGGAUGAGUAUUGUGGUUGUGUAGAGGGAGUUUAUGUGGAUGAGUAUUGUGGUUGUGUAGAGGGAGUUUAUGUGGAUGCGUAUUGUGGUAGUGUAGCGGGCGUUUAUGUGGAUGGCUACUUGUGGUUGUGUAGAGGGAGUUUAUGUGGAUAGUAUUAUUGGUAGUGUAGAGGGAGUUUAUGUGGAUGGCUGCUAGGUUAAGCUCUUGUUGUCUUAGGAGAGGCAGAGACACAGGCAGUGCUGGUGGAGACUGUACAGUAGCUGUGUGUGAGGUAGUGUGUUUCUGCAGUAUGGGCUGACGCAGCGCUUUAAGUCCCUCCUAGCAGUGUCCACACACACACACACACACACACACACACACACGCAUCCCAGCGCUGGUUAUCCAUCCUCAUAGACACACUACAGCAGCAGUUGCCCUGCCCUACUGCGAGGCUGAACAUGUCAUCCCCACUGCCAUCCCCCUGUCUCCUCUCCUGUAGCUGGCUGUGACAUUGCCUGUGUCUCUGUGUCCUCAUCAGCCAGCCAGCCUGCUCCUCCUCCUCACUUCCUCCCAUCCUCCCCCAGACUCCCUCCUCCAUUGGUCCUGAAACAGCCUGAUGAGGAAACAGAUUCCAUGGCAACGGCACCACUGGAGACUUUAAUCUAUUCCUGUUGAAUUCAUCAUUUGCCCAUAUCGCUGUCGCCUUCCUUUGUUCUUCAGCUGCUGCCCUGCUGUGUCUGUGUGUGUGUGUGUGUGUGUGUCUCUGUGUGUGUCUGUGUGUGUGUCUCUGUGUGCCAGUAGCUCACCCCCCCCUCUCUCUUUCUCUCUUUCUCUCUUUCUCUCUCUUUCUCUCUCUCUCUCGCUCUCUCUCUCUUCUAUAAGCAGAGUGAGUGAGCGAGCUCCUGCAGCAGGGGAUCUCUGCAUUAGUGCACGCUCCUCUCCUCUCCCUCCCCUUCUCCUUGCGCUCCCCCUCCCCUCCCUGUGCAGCCGCGGCAGUGUGCCUGCGCGCGCAGGGCGGAUGGGGCUGUAUGCCGGAGCUGGGAGCUGCAAGGUGACUGAGGGAAUGGAGAGGGAUGGGAAGGUCUGAGCCACGCUGUGACUGUGUCCCGCCGCUACCACCACCAAGCCCCUCUAGAGCACCCUCUCCUCUCUUCAUCCCCCUCUUUCUCUCCCUCUCUUUGUCUAGACAGAGGUGGACCAGCUGCCCUGCCUCCAGCGCCUCUUUCUCAGCUGCAACAGCAUCACCAGGUAAGAUCUUCUGCUACUGCUUAACCCCCUCCUCUCCAUAGAGCUCAGUGCUGGCAGGUUCCCCUCCCAGGCAGCUCCCUAUAGCUCAGGGCUGGGCCUGGCCUCUGCUGCAGUGGAGGACCCAUACUGCCUGCUCUCUCUCUCUGAGCACACACCUAAUGACUGCUGAGGUGAAGAGAAGGUGUGUCGGCGUGUCGCAUGAAUGGGAAGUGUUUUGUUGCUGUGAAGAGAGUGUUUUCAAACCCCUGUUCUUUUGUAUGGGUAUGCCUUUUGCCUCCCUUAGCCUUAUUUAAACAGUGGAGUUGUCAUUGAGUUCAGUCAGGAGGACACCGAGGCUGAAUGCUGAAGUAGCACUGUCCCUGCCUGUGAAAACAGUCCUGUGAAAUCCCGAUUUAAUAAGACAGUGUUGCCAGCCCAGAGGGCCACAGUUGACUACUGCUGUGAUUAAUUUCUCAUGACAGCUCUUGCUAGCCCACUCUGUUUUAGGCAGUAAAUAAAUAAUUUAAAGCCUGCCUUGCCCAAACAAAAAGCUUAUAUCAAUCUAUAAUGAUGGCAAAAUACAACAUCUAGCCUAAUCUGGCUUGCAUUUGAUCCUUUUUGUGUAAAAUCGUCUGAGAAAUGUAGGCUACUAUUAUCAUGGCAGUGAAGUCCUGGUGGGAUAACAAGUGCCUUUAUUUGACGUCUGCAUAGCUGUAGCUGAGAGAGAAUCCCAGGCUCAGCAAAGCCUUUGGUUGAAGCGAACAUGAUCACAAAUUAGGCCAAUCAGAAGUCCUCUGUGCACACUGUACCCAGCACACAAUUUAUAUUUACAUUUGUAGUGAAUCAACUGUUUACAUUACAUUUCUAUUUUUGUAAUUUAGCUCUGGGAUUUUAACCAGCGACCAUUCGUUCACUGGCCCAACGCUCCUAACCGCUAGGUCACCUGCCACCCUAGUUAGCUUGGCUACCUACUACCCUGUUUAGCCUAGUUAUUGUCUUCCCAUCUCAAACUCUGUUCACCCAGCCCCAGGCCAUGUCUGUUGCUUUCAAUGCCCUCUUCCCACUGCCAGUCCCAGGCCCAAUUAGCACGUUUCCAUGUUUUCUUUUUGUUGAGCUCUGGGUCCUGGGUAUUCAAAAAGGGUAUCAGGUAGGAGAGCUAAUAUUGGAUCAGUGUUGCCUUAAUAAGAUUAUGUGGACUAGGGGGACCUGAUCCUAGAUCAGCAUUCCUAAGCUGAGACGCUUUGUGAAUACGGGCCCUGUUCCCUGGUGGUAAUGUCGACCUAUGGAGGAUAAGGUUCAUUCAACCAAAAUGGAGGUUGGGGGAGCUUUUCUAAGUGAAUGACUCAUUAUAUUAACAAAUAGUAUUUAUCCCAUUGAUAUGUUGUUAAUGACUUGUGUGGUGUUUGUUUUCUCUCUCUGUGUGUAGUUUUGAUGAGCUAGCCUGCCUGGGAGAGUCGGGCUCCCUUUCUGAGCUCACCCUGGAUGGGAACCCAGUAGCCCUGGAGACAUGGUACAAGCAGGCCGCCCUGCGCUGUGUGCUUCAACUCAGACAGCUGGACAUGAAACGUGUCACGGUAAAAAAUAGGCUCGGUGUGUGGGUGUGUGCACGCUCAUGUGUGUCUGUCAUUUCUUGUAUGUGGUUGAGUUUGCGUGGCAGUGGUUGUGUUUUUGUGUGUAUUUCCAGUAGUCAUGCAAGGCAUAACAACACAUUGGCUUGUAAAUACUGAAUGUUGACCUUGACUUGUAAAUACUGCAAGGAUUCUGUAAAGCAACACUUUACAGAAUCCUUGACACUUCCACAUGCUUGAUAUCCAUAGGCAUAAAAGCUGAAUUGCCCGUCAAAGAUGAUGUCAUUGUAUUCACACUACAUACGAGACACUUGAGUUCAGAGGUUGAUGUAUUUGAAAGCUGUUAAGCAGGCAGGCAACACCCAGGUCUGAGCUUGUAGGCUACAUGAACCCUGAGGUAGCACACACACACCUUGCCCUCAGAAUAUGUAGCUUUCUAUUUAAUCUGUGUCGUAGCGCUGCUUUAGAGGAAUGGCCCUGCAGCCAGUAGGAUGAGCAAGUCCUCCUGAGAUCAGAAUCUGAUUUGCACAACUUUCCCCAGAUGAGCACUCGCUCUAUGUGACUGGUAGUAACAUAGUUUGAGAUAUAACAUACUUGCUGUCAGUGCCAGGGCAGGCAGAUAUAAUUUCUGAAUAUAAUGUAAGUUAAAGCUGGCUGCAGAUGUGGAGGAGCUGAACUCCUCUUGCUUUGAGGCAGAAUAGAAUCAAUAGAUGCCAGGAAACGGUUACCGUUGCUCCUCGUGGGAUAUCUGUGUCAACACAACAGACUGGGUUUGUUCAGGUGGAAAUGAACAGUGUUAAUGACUAAAGAUUUUCAACAUUAUUUCACCAAUGUUCUAGUCUACUAAUUAGUGGGAAAGGAUGACAAUGCAUUAUUGAUAAUAUUACAAAUAGCCUAGUUGUGACAGCACUUAAGGUCCUCUACUCAAACUGAUUUCACAUACUGAUUUAACUUUAACUUAGCAUUUUUAUAAAAGGCCUGCCCUUAUAGCAAAAACAUUAUGCAAAGGGUAUGAAAGAUAGUGCUUUGAUUCUGGAGCCAUGACAGCAUUUUGAGUGAACCAUAUCAAAUAAUAUUUUCUCAGCCGAGAGUAGCCAGCGCUAAACAUCCCCUAGAGCUCAGCUGGCAGUCUCAGAUUGGGUCUGCUGGUGCAUUGCAUGCCGGGAGCUCUGCCUGGCACACCCAAACAGCUGGGCUCAGUUCAGUUGAGGCUGCAGCCGAAUAUCAGAGAGACAGACACAGAUAAUCCUAUGAUGCAGCAGGAGAUGCUGCCUCUCCAACUGGUCCUUCCUGUAGAGGGAAAACCUGCAGCCGACAUAACAGACAUUAUUCUGACUGUGCCUCUGUCUCAUGUUGAAUAAUUCAGACUCUCCAUGAAUGGAGCGACACCCUGAUUGUGUUAUUGACCCUCUGUUCUGCAGGAGGAGGAGAGACGUAUGGCCUGCGUUAUGGCCCGAAAGGAGGAUGAGAAGAGGAGGGAGAGUCACAAGCAGGCCAUGCACAAGGUACCUGACUUUCCUUUUGUUGAUCUCUGUCCAUAUUUGUGUUUAACAUACUGUACUAUAUUGUUACUAUCGCAAAUCUCUCGCCAUGUUGACUGACCAAUAUAUUCUUCUGCUCUGACAUAUAUCAAACUGAUGUUAGCUAGUAGAUUGUCACAUAAGCGGCAAUAGAAUUCCACAAUGAUAACAUAGAAUCCAAAUAAUGUCACAGGUCAGUGAUACGAACUGAGCAGACUAGCUGGUGCGAGUUUGUCCUUAACCAAAUAUUUCAAAUAUUUUGUAGCUUAUAAUAUGUUAUAUAAGCGUUUCUGCCGGACGCAUGUCAACAACAUGAUUAAGCCAUACAGAUUUAAUUUGUGGAAAGUGCUUAUUUGGACAAUAACCAAACUCCUUGGCCCUCAAUGCUGUUUGUAAAAAGGUUUUUACCUCCAAAACAUGUCCUGUUUAUUCAUAUGAAGAGCCAAAACUAGUGAAAAUAUGAACAUGCUUAUUGUCUGCUGGCCUUUAGGGUUUAUUAUGAGUACAAUAGGAUGUUAGGUGUGCUUUUGUUUAAACUCAUUGCACAUGUAACAUACACUGCAUGACCCCUUGUAGACAGUGAAUGAGGAUGACUAAUGUGUUGUGGGAGUUAGACUAUAACUGCAUUGUUUAAGGAGAGGGCAAGAGGGCAGUUUUUGACGUCGAACAAUGUAUCAAAUCAUGUACUGUAUAUCAACAUCUAUGAUAUGCUGUCAUAUGUCUGUAAGCAAUUUCUGUUGAUGCUGAGGUACGGGUCAGCAUUUAUCUCAGAUGAUAUCUGUGAAAGCGCUCUGAGUGUUGCUCCCCAAUGGCCACUAAUUCUUAACUACUUGAAAUGCACUGUGGUGUUCAGUCGUCAUGUAAAGAGGAUUCAUCUGCUUUGCAUUAACCGCCCAACCAUGAGUUGAUCAAUGGGGGCAUUAUAGUAGGGAGAUGAAGAAAAGCCACAGCUAGAUAAAGGCUCCACCCACUAUUCCCCAGUAACCCUACAUUUAUGUUUCGAUUUUGAGGCAGUUACGUUUCCAAGGGGGCUCAAAUAACAGUGACUGUAGCUACAAUUCUCAAAGUGUUUCAAUCCACUUCAAUAGUCAUUUGUCUUUUUCCCUCUAUUUUCUCUUCCCUAAGUGUUCCUCACAAUAACUGUUCUAACUACAGGGUUUCUAAGUGCUCCUCUUGUAGAAUAUCAGGUGCCACCAACCUUUGUUUGAGACUGUUUAUGAUUUCAGUUCAAAUCACCAAAACAUGCUUGUCCAAUCAUUAUGUAUCUGUACUGUACUGUAUGUGUUAGAGAAUGCAUACUGUACUGUAUCUAUACUGAGUGUACAAAACAUUAAGAACAGAAUAUCAGGUGCCACCAACCUUUGUUUGAGACUGGUUAUGAUUUCAGUUCAAAUCACCAAAACAUGCUUGUCCAAUCAUUAUGUAUCUGUACUGUACUGUAUGUGUUAGAGAAUGCAUACUGUACUGUAUCUAUACUGAGUGUACAAAACAUUAGGAACAUCUGCUCUUUCCAGGACAUAGACUGACCAGGUGAAUGCUAUAAUCCCUUAUUGAUGUCACUUGUUAAAUCCACUACAAACAGUGUAGAUGAAGGGGAGGAGACAGGUUAAAGAAGGUUUUUUAAGCCUUUGAGACAUGGAUUGUGUAUGUGUGCCAUUCAAUUGGUGAAUGGGCAAGACAAAAGAUUUAAGUGCCUUUGAAUGGGGUAUGGUAGUUUAGCUUUCGACACCUUGUAGAGUCUAUGCUCCAGCGAAUUGAGGCUGUUCUAAAGGGCAAAAAGGGGUGCAGCUCAAUAUUAGGAAGGUGUUCAGCUCAAUAUUAGGAAGGUGUUCCUAAUGUUUUCUACACUCAGUGUAUAUUGCGUGUGUGUGUUCCUGCCUUCCUGCUGCAUUGACUGAUCCAUGCUGAGAGAUCGGCUGGGGGUCUGGAGGGAGUUUAAUUGUCUGUGUGUAAUCCAAGCCAGCUAAUUGAGCUAGUUGAGGAAAUAAUGAUAAAUUGAAUGUUCCGUAAGGUUUCAUGUAGUCUCAGAAUGAUCCACUAUGGAUCCUGUUUGCCAGCCGUCCCAUGUGUGUGAGUGGAGCAUUCCAUUCCAUACCUGCGUGUAUCGAAACGGAACUGAAUAAUGGCAAAAAAAGAACAAAAUCAAGAGGUCGGGGCCCUGCGGCAUGUGCCCUGCGUGCCCGUUCGGUAAUCCGGCCCUGCCUAUCCAGCACACACAAAUUGUACCUUUUUAUUACAACAGAGCCUUUGUAACUGUGGGAGACUAGGUAUUGGUAAGAUAGGCAUGUUUGUAGGUACUGUAGGCUAAGUGACAGUCUAUCAGUUAGAAUAACAUUUGAAGUUUUAUUUUUUGAAGUUAAACAGUAAAUGUGUAUUUGUGUCCAUAGAGUCCUGCUCAUGUUGCGCCUCAGCAGUUCUACACUCAACUUGGACUCAAGUCUCAGGACUCCGCAGUGACAAGCAAGGCAGGUGGAAUAUCUUUGUCUGUAGGCUGUAGCAGGAGAGAGAUGGUCAGUUUCAUAAACUCAUCGUGUCCUCUGUGUGCCCUGCUGAGGACCAAUGCCAACUGAACCCUGCUCUGUUCCCCGUGUGUGUGUGUGUGUGCAUCCAUGUGUGCUUGUGCAUGUGUGCGCUCGUGUGUGUGCCUGUCUGCGUGUGUUUAUGUGUGUGUGCAGGAGAAGCGGCGUCUGGCCAUCCGUAAUGCAGCACUGCAGUGGGAGGGGGUCAGGGCCUGCCUGGAGCUCCCGGCUCAGAACGGGGCCAAGGAGGAAGUCAGCCCAGAGGCCAGCCCCGCCCACAGCCCCGCCCAGACCAAUGGCCUUGCACAGGAGCCUUCUCCGGAUGAGCAGCUCAGGUAACGUUAGGGGGGAGGGGCCAUGCGUAGGGGUGGCACUUUGGGCUCUGGAAGACAGUAGUUAUAGUUGCAGGACUGUUUUAGAGGUAUACAUACUAUGUUUUCUGUUCUGCCAGACGGGUGAGUCCAGUGUCGGCUCCGGACAGGCCAACAGGGGGCAAUGAGAACCGGUUACGCUCCACCAGUCGCCCCAACAGUCCUCGAGACCCCAAGUUGGUACUACACCACACCCAGGAACACAUACACAUCACAGGAGGUUGGCAGCACCUUCAUUGGGGAGGAUGGGCUUGUGGUAAUGGCUGGAGCAGAAUGGGUGGAAUGGUAUGAGAUACAUCAAUCACAUGGUUUCCAUGUGUUUGAUGCCAUUCCAUUCGCUCUGUUCCAGCCAUUAUUAUGAGCUAUCCUCCCCUUAGCAGCCUCCACUGAUACACAUACUCACAGGGGAUAGGAUAUUGGAAUGUAAACAUUCUUCCAAUGCAAUAAAACAUGGUCCCAUUAUAAUUGUUCACACAUUAUAAUUGUUUCAAGUUUAGCCAAUAAAACUGUAUGGUUGGAAAACAUUGAGGAUUUUGUUUCAUUCUCCCAGGCUCCAUAUGUGUCAGAUGACGGGUGUCUACCACAGGUGGCUGGUGGCACCUUAAUUGGGGAGGACGGGCUCAUUGUAAUGGCUUGAACGGAAUUAAUGGAAUGAUAUCAAACACAUCAAACACAUGGUUUCCAUAUGUUUUAAUACCAUUCCAUUCUGGCCAUUAUUAUGAGCCAUCCUCCCUUCACCAGCCUCCUGUGGACUGUCUACACUAUACACUAGCAUACAAAAGGACAUCCCUCUUCAAUAACAGUUCCCUCAAUAGAGACAUGGUUCGCUCUGUUUACACACUCAACAUUUCACCCUCUAACACUUGUUAGUUGCUACACUGAUGUUUUUCACAAAACUGCACAGGGCCCCAUUACUUAGCUAGCUAACUUUGUUGUGAGGGUCUCAUGGACUGUGUCUGUACAGUAUGUGUGAGAAUGGAAGCAGACCUUCGCUCUGUGUCAUUACCUUGUUCUCCAUAUGGCCAUUCCCCCAGCCUGUCCUGACCAGGCUGAGCCCCCGUGCAGCCCCUAAUGUGAGUGUGGAGCUAUGUUGAAACGUCUCCUGGAGGGACUGUAUACCAGGCCUGUGAGUUAUAAGGGGUCAGGCUGAGAUGGACGCUGUGGCUGUGUCAACCAGCGCAAUCCUUCAUGGCCCUAGUUCCCUUAUAGGCUCACUUAUAGCAGGUUGUGUCACAAAUGGGGCCAAGGCUAGGGCUCAAGUGAUUCACCAUACUGUGUGAUGUGGUCUACUUAUGUGUAACCUUAACCGGUUUUUAUUGUUGUGCACAAUUAUCCUAUAGGAUAAAAGAGAAUAACCAUUUUAUGGUGUUUUACAUCUAUAACCUCUGUAAAAAGUGCAGUUUGUCACCUCUCUGUCUGUGAAUGUUUCUAUUUGUUUCAUGUAGUUGAUGUACAGUACCAGUCAAAAGUUUGGAUACACCUACUCAUUCAAAGGUUUUUCUUUAUUUUUACUAUUUUCUACAUUGUAGAAUAAUAGUGAAGACAUAAAAAAAAUGAAAUAACAUAUAUGGAAUCGUGUAGUAAGCAAAAAAGUGUUAAACAAAUCAAAAUAUAUUUGAUACAGUGGGGGAAAAAAGUAUUUAGUCAGCCACCAAUUGUGCAAGUUCUCCCACUUAAAAAGAUGAAAGAGGCCUGUAAUUUUCAUCAUAGGCACACGUCAACUAUGACAGACAAAUUGAGAAAAAGAAAUCCUGAAAAUCACGUUGUAGGAUUAUUUAUGAAUUUAUUUGCAAAUUAUGGUGGAAAAUAAGUAUUUGGUCACCUACAAACAAGCAAGAUUUCUGGCUCUCACAGACCUGUGAGAGGCUCCUCUGUCCUCCACUCGUUACCUGUAUUAAUGGCACCUGUUUGAACUUGUUAUCAGUAUAAAAGACACCUGUCCACAACCUCAAACAGUCACACUCCAAACUCCACUAUGGCCAAGACCAAAGAGCUGUCAAAGGACACCAGAAACAAAAUUGUAGACCUGCACCAGGCUGGGAAGACUGAAUCUGCAAUAGGUAAGCAGCUUGGUUUGAAGAAAUCAACUGUGGGAGCAAUUGUUAGGAAAUGGAAGACAUACAAGACCACUGAUAAUCUCCCUCGAUCUGGGGCUCCACGCAAGAUCUCACCCCGUGGGGUCAAAAUGAUCACAAGAACGGUGAGCAAAAAUCCCAGAACCACACGGGGGGACCUAGUGAAUGACCUGCAGAGAGCUGGGACCAAAGUAACAAAGCCUACCAUCAGUAACACACUACGCCGCCAGGGACUCAAAUCCUGCAGUGCCAGACGUGUCCCCCUGCUUAAGCCAGUACAUGUCCAGGCCCGUCUGAAGUUUGCUAGAGUGCAUUUGGAUGAUCCAGAAGAGGAUUGGGAGAAUGUCAUAUGGUCAGAUGAAACCAAAAUAUAACUUUUUGGUAAAAACUCAAUUUGUCGUGUUUGGAGGACAAAGAAUGCUGAGUUGCAUCUAAAGAACACCAUACCUACUGUGAAGCAUGGGGGUGGAAACAUCAUGCUUUGGGGCUGUUUUUCUGCAAAGGGACCAGGACGACUGAUCCGUGUAAAGGAAAGAAUGAAUGGGGCCAUGUAUCGUGAGAUUUUGAGUGAAAACCUCCUUCCAUCAGCAAGGGCAUUGAAGAUGAAACGUGGCUGGGUCUUUCAGCAUGACAAUGAUCCCAAACACACCGCCCGGGCAACGAAGGAGUGGCUUCGUAAGAAGCAUUUCAAGGUCCUGGAGUGGCCUAGCCAGUCUCCAGAUCUCAACCCCAUAGAAAAUCUUUGGAGGGAGUUGAAAGUCUGUGUUGCCCAGCGACAGCCCCAAAACAUCACUGCUCUAGAGGAGAUCUGCAUGGAGGAAUGGGCCAAAAUACCAGCAACAGUGUGUGAAAACCUUGUGAAGACUUACAGAAACGUUUGACCUGUGUCAUUGCCAACAAAGGGUAUAUAACAAAGUAUUGAGAAACUUUUGUUAUUGACCAAAUACUUAUUUUCCACCAUAAUUUGCAAAUAAAUUCAUAAAAAAUCCUACAAUGUGAUUUUCUGGAUUUUUUUUCAUUUACAUUUUUACAUUUUAGUCAUUUAGCAGACGCUCUUAUCCAGAGCGACUUACAGGAGCAAUUAGGGUUAAGUGCCUUGCUCAAGGGCACAUCGACAGAUUUUUCACCUAGUCGGCUCGGGGAUUAGAACCAGCGACCUUUCGGUUACUGGCACAACGCUCUUACCCACUAAGCUACCUGCCGCCCUCAUUUUGUCUGUCAUAUUUGACGUGUACCUAUGAUGAAAAUUACAGGCCUCUCUCAUCUUUUUAAGUGGGAGAACCUGCACAAUUGGUGGCUGACUAAAUACUUUUUUCCCCCACUGUAUUUGAGAUUCUUCAAAUAGCCACCCUUUGCCUUUAUGACAGCUUUGCACACUCUUGGCAUUCUCUCAACCAGCUUCACCUGGAAUGCUUUUCCAGUCUUGAAGGAGUUCCCACAUAUGCUGAGCACUUGUUGGCUGCUUUUCCUUCACUCUGCCGUCCUACUCAUUCCAAACAAUCUUAAUUGGGUUGAGGUCGGGGGAUUGUGGAGGCCAGGUCAUCUGAUGCAGCAUUCCAUCACUCUCCUUCUUGGUAAAAUAGCCCUUACACAGCCUGGAGGUGUGUUGGGUCAUUGUCCUGUUGAAAAACAAAUGAGAGUCCCACUAAUCCCAAACCAGAUGGGAUGGCGUAUCGCUGCAGAAUGCUGUGGUAGCCAUGCUGGUUAAGUGUGCCUUGAAUUCUAACUAAAUCACAGACAGUGUCACCAGCAAAGCACCCCCACAUCAUAACACCUCCUCCUCCAUGCUUUACAGUGGGAACUACACAUGCAGAGAUCAUCCGUUCACCCACACCGCAUCUCACAAAGACACGGCGGUUGGAACCAAAAAUCACAAAUUUGGACUCAAAUUUCCACCGGUCUAAUGUCCAUUGCUCGUGUUUCUUGGCCCAAGCAGGUCUCUUCUUAUUAUUGGUGUCCUUUAGUAGUGGUUUCUUUGCAGCAAUUCGACCAUGACGGCCUUAUUCACACAGUCCCCUCUGAACAGUUGAUGUUGAGAUGUGUCUGUUACUUGAACUCUGUGAAGCAUUUAUUUGGGCUGCAAUUUCUGAGUCUGGUAACUCUAAUGAACUUAUCCUCUGCAGCAGAGGUAACUCUGGGUCUUCCAUUCCUGUGGCAGUCCUCAUGAGAGCCAGUUUUAUCAUAGAGCUUGAUUGUUUUUGCGACUGCACUUGAAGAAACUUUAAAAGUUCUUGACAUUUUCUGUAUUUACUGACCGUAUUCUACAAUGUAGAAAAUAGUAAAAAUAAAGAAAAACCCUUGAAUGUGUAGGUGUGUCCAAACUUUUGACUCUAAGUGUAUGUUUGUGAUUCUUGAUUUUCACUACUUUGGGUGUCUUACAGUAGAUAUUUUACAGUAAAUAUGCCCAUGGGAAUAUUCCUGUUCCUGAAAGUAUAGAAGAGGAGAUGAUAGAUGGACUGAGCAGUGAUUUAUAGAUGUGAUGCUCUACAGUUAUGACCCUCUAUCAUCCCAUGGUAAGGGAUUACCAGCCUCUGUGGAGGUCUGAAUUUGUGAAAUCAAAGCAUGAAUGAUUAGCUUUAUCUGUGGAUUGAUAGUCUGUCCUGGCCCGGUAUAUUCCUCCUUAAUCCUCAAGACAGACAGGGUUCUUCAUUCCCACAUGCUGGGCAUAACUGGGCCUGUCUCUCUCUGUCCUCCACAUCUGGUUCUGCUCUGAGACCGGGGAGGGGGGCAGGGGGAGCAGGGGGACCCCCUGGUGUGGAGGGUUUUCCUCCUUGAGAGAUGGAGGGCCUGGAGGCUGCCUGCUGCUCUCUCCCCACAUCGCUUACAUUAACAUGGGCUUCUGAGAAAAAAUAACCACUGGCGUCUGCAGUAUUAGAUCCAUUAGCUCUGGAUAUGCUAUUUGUUGUUCCCUGGGAGUGACCGGGAAUGUUCACAUUUAUCACAAAAAAUCAGCGUGGGACAGUUCACACGUUACUGCUGCUGCUGUGUGAAGACACAUGGAUCAUCGUCUUUGUAAGAGCAUGUGAGAGAGGCCCAACUAAAGUCCUGCUAAUUAACAACUACAUAAACAUGAAUAGAUGCGAUAGAGCAAUCUGCAGGUUAGUUGAAUUGUUUGAUUUUACUAGUGCUUGAGAAACUAGCUGAAAGGAAUGCGCCCAGUGAAAGUACUGCACCUCAUCACUUCAGAGCACUUGUCAGGGCAAAAUGGUGAUGUUUGGCACACACAGAGGCAUGAACUUUGGCUAACCUUGUGCAAUUAUACCUAGUUGGCUAGAAUUUGUGUAUUUAUGCAGUAAGUGUUUAUCAGUAUUGUCAAUGACCUUUUCAAGUUCCAUGUUCCACAUCAAGCUGGAGUGGUAGAUGAUAUGGGUUGACUGAAAUGGGCCGCUGCCCCUCAGCAGGUAAAGGGAAACAUAUGAUGUCAUCUCUGUUUGGCAUUAGCAGCCCGACCAGAGCUGGAGAAUAAUUAACACAGGAGCAAAUGUUUACAGUGCAUUUAGAAUGGAGCAAGGAACGAACCCCUUUUAGUGUGUUAGGAUGAGAGUUGGAAUAGGAGAAUGGCUUGUCUCGCUGAGUGCUUAGCGAGUUUUGUGUGUGUGUGAAUGUCUGUCCGUGAGUGUGUGUGAGCGUGCGUGCAUGCGGGAGCAAGCUUGCGGGUGUGUGUGUGCCCGUCCGACUGCUGGAAGGUAGCCUCUGUUUUAUAUUUCUUUGUGAGCAGACUAGAGGAAGAUUUAUUCGUUUUUGUUUCCCUUGAGAUAUGACAGGAGGGAAGAGUUAUUACCCAGAAAUCCAAUAUUGGGGCUGGCCAGAGAAUGGAGGGGAGACAUCAGUGCCCACAUCCUAUGUAUAUAUUAAUUAAAUACAGAGGCAUGCUGGGUCUCCAAACAGGUGGAGGGGCAAGCACAUAAAUCUUCAAGUUCUACUUAUGAUGAGAGAAGGAAGUGUGGGAAUGAGAGAUAAAAUAUGAUGCCACCACCUCUCAGAAACACUUCAAUAAACCACAAGACUUCAUUCAAUAAAUGUUACAUCUACAUCAUGCCAAAGAAAUAAAGAAAUAGCCUGGUUCCAGAUCUGUGUCUACAUCACGCCAGGAGAAAUAUACAGAAAUAGCCUGGUUCCAGAUCUGUGUCUACAUCAUGCCAGGAGAGAUAUACAGAAAUAGGCUGGUUCCAGAUCUGUGUCUACAUCAUGCCAGGAGAGAUAUACAGAAAUAGGCUGGUUCCAGAUCUGUGUCUAUAUCAUGCCAGGAGAGAUAUACAGAGAUAGCCUGAUUCCAGAUCUGUUUCUGCUCUAGCCAACUCAUCUGACUAUCGUUUUCAUGCUUUAUUGCAGACACUGUACAGAUCUGCGACCAUGCUAAUAGAGAAAUUGCUUUAACAAUUUUAUUUUUCUUUCAGUUUAGAAAAUUAUGAAAGGUUCUUCUCACAUCAUGACAAGCUAAAUAACCAUGUUUCUUAUGUGGGUCUAUCAUAGCUAGAGAAUUGGAGACAAAUGUAGGCUCAUCUACUACAUGUCAAAUUGAUGGGUUAUAACUGCUCAGAAAUGGCAGACAUCGUUUUGAAGUUCCUGCUGGAUUAGGUCCAGAUAAUAGAAUUUUAGUUCAGAGCUGCUGAACACAUCAGGAAAUGUUUUCCACAGUUCGACUUUCUUCAGUUUGAUCAUCUUUGUGUCUCCUCUUCCUCAAAGAGGCUGUGAGGGCACGUUUCGGAGUGUUUCAGGAGGGAAUUUGGAGGCACCUGGCAGUCUAUCAAGAGUGAUUACCAGGAACAAUACAUGACACAGUGCAGAGUGUGCUGAUGGCAUGCUUCCAGACUUCCCCAGAAAGGGAUGAAAAGUUACCAUCACUCUUCUUUACUCUAUCUACAUGUUACCUAGUCUCCUUUCUCUCUCUCUCUCUCUCUCUCUCUCUCUCUCUCUCUCUCUCUCUCUCUCUCUCUCUCUCUCUCUCUCUCUCUCUCUCUCUCUCUCUCUAUCUCUCUCUCUCUCUCUGUCUGUCUCUAUCUCUCUCUGUCUGUCUCUGUCUGUCUGUCCAACUGCUUUUGAUUUAGUACCUUUGGCAAAGCCACCUCUGAGAGGUGUGGCGUGUCCUGAAGAUUAGCACCGUCUUUCACUGACUGGCGCCCGUCUGUCUAUCGCUGGCCCAGACCUCCGCUACGCUCCAUGGGGCCUGGGUCUCCCAGUGUGUGUGUGUGAGUGAGGAGACCUCCAGAUAGUAGCUCCCAGAACGAGAUGCUUCCCUCCGUGUGGCCAGUAGCACCCCCUUGCUCUAACAUCACCACUCACAUUCCUCGCCUGCCCCUCGGUGUCAGACGCGGCGCUUCCUUGAAACGUGACACUGUUUAAUUAAGAUUGGGUUUUACACCCACCGCGUGGUGGGUCGUCUUAUAUUAAUAUGUAGGCAGCAACAAGGCCUGCUAGAAAAAUUGUUCUCCAUGAUUGAUUUGGACGCUACUCUGUCAGUCACUGCUGGAUUCUUGGAAGCGGCUCGUACUGAAUGUUAGGAUUAUCCGGAGGUUGUGUUUAUUAGCUAAUGUAAUUUCUGGGUUGUUUUGUUAAGGUUGGGUUUUCUCCCAGGUUAUUAAAACUCUGAGGGGAAAUUGAGUAUUACAGCAGGCGUUAAUGACUGAACUCUGAGGCAGCCAUGGGCAGUUCACUGACUCUCACUCACUCACUCACUCACUCACUCACUCACUCACUCACUCACUCACUCACUCACUCACUCACUCACUCACUCACUCACUCACUCACUCACUCACUCACUCACUCACUCACUCACUCACUCACUCACUCACUCACACACACACACACACACACACACACACACACACACACACACACACACACACACACACACACACACACACAUACACACACACACACACACACACACACCAGUCAUGGUGGCCUUAACACGGUUUAACACUGUAGCUAUGUGACCUUUAACCCUGGUGUCCUGAAUCUCUCUGGCUCACAUUCACCUGUCUGUGUCCUAGUGCUGGAGUCAACCCUAGAGCUGUAACGCUGCAGCUUGUUAACAAACUGCUCCCUUGUGUCCCUCUGCAGCAGCGGCCUUGAUAGUGGGCUUUGGAAUUUCCUGCCAUGGUUAUUACAUGAUAAUCACAAGUCAAUCAACUUUUUAAUCUCUCCUCUGUUCCAAUACACCUUAUUUUGUACCAGAACCUUCCAUGUUCUCUUCGGCCCUCUCUUUCUGGGUCAGCACACUUGUCUGACCAUCUUUGUAUCAUCUCUUCUUCCUGUUCUAGCUCACAGUACAAAGCCUCUUUCAGGUUCUCAGACCUUGAUCCCUCUUUGUUCUCUGUCUCUGCUUACCUGGACAGCAUCUUGCCAGGUCUUAGAUGCACUAAAAGGUGCAGCAGACAUAGAUAUGAGAGGAGGAUAGGAGUCAGUCCUCAGUCCUCUAGAGAGAGAGAAGUGACCUCCAGGGGAUCAGGUUUGGUGUGUGACAACAAUGAUGGCUUUUUAAAGAAGCCUUGUUUCCCUCCCCUGACUCUGUAACAAUCAGCCCAACAAGACUUGGCCUAUAGGAUUACAGCUUCAAUAGUCUCAGGAUUAGUCCUCCCUUGUGUUUUCUUUUUCCAUGUUCAGCGGUGUUACAUUCUAAAGGGUGAAAAAUAUGAAUAGACUGAUUAGUUUGUUGGUGGGUGAACUCUAAUGGCUAGUGUUGACUGCUGGUCCGUGCAGCCAUAUGAUCCUCUGGUAUGCAGCAGGUCUCCUGAGUGUCAGCAGACUGGGAGGCAGGGAGAUAGGUCAGAGAGACCCAGGGCAGCUAGUGAGGCUCCAACAGGGACAGAGAGAUCAUGUCUCCCUGAGACUCACCCUGAUUCUCUACUCUCACGACUCCUUAUCGGGGAAGGGCACUUCAACUGUUGUCACAGAGAAUGGAAAGCAAUUAGGCAGCAUUGAAAGACAAAUGUUACAUUCACUUAGCUCUGAUUACCCCGCUCACUGCUGUUUCUCUCCCCUCCACUGAUUGGCCCAUUUAUUCAGACACAUGUAAACUAAGAUACCUUUGUCUUAAUGAUAGUCAGAGGAUCCUGGAAACUUGUGACUGUGCCAGGUGGGUGGAGAGUUGUCCAGGUGGGUAUUACUUAAUGUACCUGGGGAGCCGCCAUCAUGUUUCGAAUUACCAGGGGCUGGGGGGGGCUGGGCAUCCUCCUUAACAAAUCAGGUCCCCAUCCUCACAGGUGUGUGUGCUGACUGUCUGUUUCUCUGUGUGUUCCAGGCUCCUGGAGGCAGGGGGUGCCAGCGUGCAGAGCCUCUCCCUGUCAGACAACCACCUGGCGGAGCUGGAUGGGGAAACUCUGCGCCUGUUUGGCCUCGGGGCCCUGGAGGCCCUGGAGAGAGGCUGGGGGGUCCAGACUGCAGGGGCCGUCACUGUCAUAGCCUUCCGCUACAUCCACUUUGAUGCGAUCGUGCCAACACUGCCACGCAUAAGGGUCAAGUUCCCCAACCUAUCUGUGAGAACACAUUUACUACAGAUUACAUACUGUUCAAUAAAGUGUCUUCUUAUUGGCUACUAUGAUAGGAGCCAUAUUCUUACCAUGGUAACACGUUGGAGUUCUAAACUGAGGGGUCUCAUUGGCCAAAGGAUACUGAUAUGGUCACUCAUUAACUGGUUUACUGACUUAUUAUGGUCUCCUCCAUAUAGCACCUGAUUUUCCUGGAGACCAACAUCAGCCGUCUUCCCCAGCUGGCUGCGCUGGCCCAGGUGAGACGUCUGGACCAGCUGACCAUCCACCCAGAGGGGAACCCUGUAGUCAGCCUUUACCUGUGGAGAUCCUUCCUCAUCUACCGCCUGCACCACUUCAACCUGCACAAGAUCAACAGCCUGGAGGUAGGAUCCACCUUUAACACUCAGAAAAAAUCUACCAACAUGUUUUGUCUUUCAGCAUCUUUGUGCUGUAAUGUUCUAAACAAGGUGUUAGCUGAUGGCAUUUUUCUUGUGUGUGUGUGUGCGCAUUUUUAUGUGUAUGUGUUUGCAUUUAUAUUGUGUGUGUGCACCAGGUGACCAUGAAUGACGUGAUCUCUGCAGAGCGUCUGUUUGGGACGCUGGGUCAUAUCGCUGCCACCGAGACACCGCGCUGCCGCCUGCUAGUGCUGCUGGAGGAGUCCAGGUGAGCUCCCUACCCACAGCACCUGGUACCUGGCACUGACUGACACACACCUGGUACCUGGCACUGACUGACACACACCCGGUACCUGGCACCGACUAACACACACCUGGUACCUGGCACUGACUGACACACACCUGGUACCUGGCACUGACUAACACACACCUGGUACCUGGCACCUGGCACUGACUGACACACACCCGGUACCUGGCACCGACUAACACACACCUGGUACCUUGCACUGACUGACACACACCUGGUACCUGGCACUGACUGACACACACCUGGUACCUGGCACUGACUAACACACACCUGGUACCUGGCGCCGACUAACACACACCUGGUACCUGGCGCUGACCGACCCACACCUGGUACCUGGCACUGACUGACACACACCUGGUACCUGACACCGACUUACACACACCUGGUACCUGGCACUGACUAACACACACCUGUUACCUGGCACUGACUGACACACACCUGGUACCUGGCACUGACUAACACACACCUGGUACCUGGCACUGACUGACACACACCUGGUACCUGGCGCUGACUGACCCACACCUGGUACCUGGCACUAACUGACACACACCUGGUACCUGGCACUGACUAACACACACCUGGUACCUGGCACUGACUGACACACACCUGGUACCUGGCACUGACUAACACACACAUGGUACCUGGCACUGACUUACACACACCUGGUACAGCUCUCUACAGAACCUGUCUGAGUGUGUUUUUGAAUGUGUGUACUGUGUGCGUGUGUGUGUCUGUGUGUGCGUAUGUUAAUGAGUCUGUGUGUGAAGGAUAGACAAAGCCUGGUAUGGAGGAGCCAUAGGGAGUUGGUUGGAAGCGGUGUCCCAGGGGUAGGGUGGGUACCUGGUACCUUCCUCACGUUCACAUUCCUCUCCCCAGCACAACGCUCUUCUAACUAUAUCUCUGGUCCACUGAAACACACCAGUCCUGGCGCUGUAUCGACCAACUGGUACCUCACUACUGCCACAGCCUGUAGGGGACCCGUUCACUGUACCCCGGCAGACACCAACCUGUCCAGGCAGAACUGUACAAACUGGUAUUGGCACAAACAAAACGAGUGCCAACUGGUCUGGCGCUGACUGACUCCAGUCCAGGUACCUGCAUAACUCAACCCUGGACGCCCGAUAUGAAAGCACACACUGAUGUACUGACCAACCGACGCAUUACCAAACACACAGUCACGGCAUACUUACAACCUGGUAGCUCCGAAUCAAACCCUAGUGUUAAUGGGUUACGGUGCCUGCUUUUACAGACUGAAGGAUAACAAAGCCUGUACGAUCGUUGGUUUGAAGGGACCAGGGCAGAGUGUGGACUGGAACUACUACUUAAUUCUCUAGCAAAGUGCAAACACCGAAUGACAACAAAACAAACAUAAACGAUGGAAUACUGUUAAAAGUUCAUUGGCAAACAAAAGGCCAACUGCUGUUCUACUGACUUCCAGUUCCAGUUCCUCUUUCAUAACUCAUACUCCCUGACGCCCGAUAUGGAAAGCACAAUAAUGUAUGCCAUUUAGCCGACGCUUUUAUCCAAAGCGACUUACAGUCAUGCGUGCAUACAUUUUUACAUAUGGGUGGUCCCGGGAAUCAAACCCACUACCAUGGCGUUACAAGCACCAUGCUUUACCAACUGAGCUACAAAGGACCACACCAAUAGCCUGAAGCUGAUCAUUAUUUUCAGAUCAACAGUGAAACGGUAUUCACUGUGACCUGCUGACAUUGCAUGAUAAUGCAUAGUUUUGUCAAAUAAACAUUUUAUAUGUAUAGUAUGGUUGAUAACAUGAACUUCGACCUCCUUCAGAAAUACUAUUUGAACAUUAACUUGAUCUUAUAAAGAGUGUUUUUAUAGACUGGUACAGGGCAGAUGAAAACGCUAUUGAUGUGAUGGCCACUCCAUGGAGAUCAAACAUGUAGCCUACGGUUAUUCAUGUCAUAAAUCUCCCUACUUCCCUGUUGGCUUGAAUUAAUUCCUCUUUAUGAAUCACAAUACACUUUUGUUGGUACAGUGCAAAAUAUGUUCUGAAAAGUUGAAUGAGUGCCAGAGCAUUUUGUGUGUAAUGUGUAUCUGACUAAUAUAUUGUUUUACAAGGGCUGUGGCUUUGGAAUGUCUUUGAAUGUGUAUAUAUUUAUGCUUGUGUGUGCCGCAGGUAUGUGUAAUGUACUGUAAAUGUACUGUAUAUCUCUUUCUGUGUGAGGCCUUGAGAUGACAGGCCAGUGCAUGUCUGUCCCUAGCAGCUGUCGUUUGCAUCGUUCGAUGUGAGAAACGGACGAGCAUGGCAGUUAGUUCAGUUCCCUAAUCUGUCCCUUCAGGUUCGCUCUGUACAAUUACCCACAACACCCCUGGGCCUUCUGGAGCGGAGCAUGGAAGAAAUGUCUGAGUAUCAAACAAUACUUUCUUGUUGAGCUGCCUUAUGGAAUUCAUCCUGUUUUCCCCCAGCUGAGCCCACUGACGUACUCUGCAGCAGCCCUAACCUUUUAAGUCCAGUAAUGUGUGUGUAUUUGAUUAAGGUUUAACCUUCCAUAUAAACAAUGUAUAAACUUCCCCCCUCAGCCUCUGCACAGUGCACAGUGCUCUCACACUACUCCCUGUAGUUUGGUCCUUCCAGGAAAACCUCUCCUCAGAGAUGGAGAGUGUAGUCCUGUAAUAAUUAGGAUGGGAGUGCACUACAGUCAUUAGUGAAUGGUUUCAGAUCCAGUACAGACGUAUAACCCUGAGCUAUGCAUUAUACAGUCAUAUUUAGGUUUGAACACUCCAUGAGGGAACACAUAUGGUCAUGGGUAGGGUAGAUAUUGCUAUGAUGGUAGCCAGAGCAAAGGCUAUGAUGGCUAUUAUGCUUUUGGUGUAUUGCGGUUGAGGACCAAGUCAUAAUCAAAAGUCCUAGAACAUGAGAGAAGGCCAAAAGCCUGAAGAGAGGGAUUUUUUGGGGAGACAGCUUGUCCUGUUGUGUGAACCAUCAGGUGAUAGUAUUGAUAUUCAUAUUUGUGAUACAAUACUAAUGACUGGAGGCCAGAAAAGAGUCAUGAACCCAAUGUAGGAGUGGUUCAUCCUUCUUCUAAGUUGAUUAAGUUGAGUUGUGGGCUGUUAUACUGGGGUGUUUGCUUUCAACCUCCACUCUACUGUACAGUAUCAUUGUACAGUAGAGUACAUGCUCAGCUAUGGUGAAUGGGGGCUGUUUGAUAGAUACACACCACUCAGUUGAUCCUCUGCCCACCUACACAUACAGUGUUCAGGCUCUCUGUCUCCCACACACAACCACACACACUUAUCCCAGUAGGUAUUUUAGCCUGCAGCCUCCGCCUCAAUGACUAUUCCAGAGUUCUGGCACCAGCGUUUGGAACAUGUUGGUGCAGUGCUGAAUUUCAUGAGAUUAAUAAUGAUGGACAGGGACGUUUGAUGUAGCUAACAUCCUUUAUUAAUGUUCUCAUCCUGGUUACAUCUGUACCAAUCCUACUGCUGAAAACCAUACGACUGACAAAACGGAUGAAAAAGCUGUAAAGAUUAACAACAUUUAUGUAGAAGUACUUUAUCAUUUCCAAUUCAUUGUAAGUAAUUGUUUGGCUUCCAUGGAAUUCAUGUUGGCACCGCCUACUGUAAUAGUAUCUGAUACCAGAGUCUUGACAGGUGUGUUAAUGCGGAGCAUUGAGUGAUGUCAUUUACUAUUUGUCGAAACGAGUACUGUGAUACUUUGUUAUUCCCUUCUUUGACGAUGGCACUGCCCCUGGCAGGGUUAUUGAAUGCCCAGAUGCCACAGACAUGUCAAACUCACCUGUCCCCCUUGCAUAGAUGUAGGGGUGCUGAGGGUGAAACAUCUGAAAAGAUAAUACAAUGUCAUUACAAAAACAUUAUUAUUUGAAAAUAAUAUUUUUUUCACAAAAGUAGUGCAGUGGGUGGGUGUUUACUAGUAUUAGCGGACCGAUAUAGACGUCUGUAGCGCAGGCAAAAACAUUGUUUCACUAUCUUGCAGGAUUCAAUAGUUGGAAUUGUAAGUGUUGUUGCCCUGUCCCUUUCUCUGUGAUUGUCAUUCUAAUGGAAUCCAGAAAGUACAAAACACUGUCCUCAAACAUUUACAUCAAAAGGUGAAAAGUUAUGGGCAAAGACACAAAACAUCCACAUCAAAUUAAAGAUUUUUCUUGAUCAAAUAACAUGGAAAACAACCCCUUUUUGUGCAAUAUUAAUUUACCAUCCUUACAAACCACUUAAUGUGAAUGUACAUUACUGUAUUUUACAUAGGCUGGUCAUCUACUGUAGGUUUGCACCUGUAGACUUUCCAUCACCAUGAAGAUAAACAAUGCACAAUACAGUAAUUAAGUACAUUGAGCCAUCAAGUGGUUUGUGAUGAUGUGGCUCAGUUGUGGGUUCGAUUCCCACAGGGGACUAGUACGAAAAAGUAUGAAAAUGUAUACAUUUGCAAAGUAUUUCAAGAAACUGGAAUAAUAGUGAAACAUCAAAACUAUGAAAUAACACAUAUGGAAUCAUGUAGUAACCAAAAAAGUGUUAAACAAAUCAAAAUAUAUUUUAUAUUUGAGAUUCUUCAAAUUGCCACCCUUUGCCUUGAUGACAGCUUUGCACACUCUUGGCAUUCUCUCAACCAGCUUCAUGAGGUAGUCACCUGGAAUGCAUUUCAAUUAACAGGUGUGCCUUCUUAAAAGUUAAUUUGUUUGAGCCAAUCAGUUGUGUAGGGGGAGUAUACAGAAUAUAGCCCUAUUUGGUAAAAGAGCAAGUCCAUAUUAUGGCAAGAACAGCUCAAAUAAGCAAAGAUAAAUGACAGUCCAUCAUUACUUUAAGACGUGAAGGUCAGUCAAUACGGAAAAUGUCAAGAACUUUGAAAGUUUCUCCAAGUGCAGUCGCAAAAACUAUCAAGUGCUAUGAUGAAACUGGCUCUCAUGAGGACCGCCACGGGAAUGGAAGACCCAGAGUUACCUCUGCUGCAGAGGAUGAGUUCAUGAGAGUUACCAGCCUCAGAAAUUGCAGCCCAAAUAAAUGCUUCACAGAGUUCAAGUCACAGACACAUCUCAACAUCAACUGUUCAGAGGGGACUGUGUGAAUCAGGCCUUCGUGGUCGAAUUGCUGCAAAGAAACCACUACUAAAGGACACCAAUAAGAAGAAGAGACCUGCUUGGGCCAAGAAACACGAGCAAUGGACAUUAAACCGGUGGAAAUGUGUCCUUUGGUCUGGAGUCCAAAUUGGAGAUUUCUGUUUCCAACUGCCGUGUCUUUGUGAGACGCGGUGUGGGUGAAUGGAUGAUCUCCACAUGUGUAGUUCCCACCGAAAAGCAUGGAGGAGGAGGUGUUAUGGUGUGGGGGUGCUUUGCUGGUGACACUGUCUGUGAUUUAUUUAGAAUUCAAGGCACACUUAACCAGCAUGUCUACCACAGCAUUCUGCAGCGAUACGCCAUCCCAUCUGGAUUGGGCUUAGUGGGACUAUCAUUUGUUUUUCAACAGGACAAUGACCCAACACACUUCCAGGCUGUGUAAGGGAUAUUUUACCAAGAAGGAGAGUGAUGGAGUGCUGCAUCAGAUGACCUGGCCGCCACAAUCCCCCGACCUCAACCCAAUUAAGAUGGUUUGGGAUGAGUAGGACGGCAGAGUGAAGGAAAAGCAGCCAACAAGUGCUCAGCAUAUGUGGGAACUCCUUCAAGACUGUUGGAAAAGCAUUCCAGGUGAAGCUGGUUGAGAGAAUGCCAAGAAUGUGCAAAGCUGUCAUAAAGGCAAAUGGUGGCUAUUAAAAUAUAUUUUGAUGUAUUUAACAUUUUUUUGGUUACUACAUGAUUCCAUAUGUGCUAUUUCAUAGUUGUGAUGUCUUCACUAUUAUUCUACAUUGUAGAAAAUAGUAAAAAUAAAGAAAAACCCUUGAAUGAGUAGGUGUGUCCAAACUUUUGACUGGUACUGUAUAUCAAGCAAUAAUUUUUAUAUUCCACAAGUAUUAUCAGAUUAACUGUUUUGUACAGAUAAUUAUCAGACUCAAGUUACAAAUGCUGGUAAACACUCAAAUACAUUUAGUGUCAAAGAAAAUCACAAAAGUAGUGCACUGGGCCUUUACUAGUCCUGUAUUAGCGGACCGAUAUGGACGUCUUCAGCGCGGUCAAAUUUGUUUUUCUGCAACAAGAAAAACAGCACCCCCACCCCGAAACUACUUCCCCCUUGUCUCAAUCUCUCUCUCUCUUUCUCUCUCUCCCUGGAUCUCGUUCUCUCGCGCUCUCCCCCCUCUCUCUCUUUCCCUCCCUCCUUCCCUGCCUCUCUCUCUAGGAAGCGUCAGCUGCAGUUUCUGUUGGAGGGGCGUGGGCGGCGUGCAGGCUUAAGCCCAGAGGAGCUGCGUGACAACGGCAAGCUGCUGGGAGAGGGCCUGAGCAGAGCCCUGUUCAACUACCCCAGUAGAGGCUGCUGCAGUGUGGGAGCAGAGAGCCCCGAGGUCAGCACUGUCAGACUAUCACUGUCUGUAGCCUGGUCCCAGUGGUGAUGACUGCAGUAGCAGAGUGGGAGCAGCCAGUCUAGCCUGGUGGUCCCAGAUCUCUUCCAGCACAAAGAGAUCUGGGACCAGGAUAGACUGGCUGCUCUCACUCUGCUACUGCAGACAUCAGCACUACCUGUCACUGUAUACCUGAUGCUUCAUACUGUAUUAGAUUUAUUGAGGGCAUGUUUUAUACAUUUACAGCAGUAAACCUCAUUCCUGCUCCUUGAGCAGUGAAACACCUGAUUUAGCCAAUAAAAGUAUUGAAGACAGUGGCUCUCCUGGAGAAGAAUUGAGGAUCACUUAUUUACAGUGUAGCAUGAUUACCAUCCAAUAGGAUGAUCAAUGGAGACUUCCUCUCCCCAGUGUACAUGCUAACCGUCCUCUGUUCCCUGGAUCUCCUCAGGAGGGUGCUAUGGAGUCAUCAUCGGAGCGCGGAGCCAUGAUGGAGCAGUAUAUACAGGAUCUGGUCCAGAGGGCAUCUGACACCAACCUGAAGGGGGAGUCCCUCCACAAGCUGUGGCCCUCCAUGUUCAUGGAGAUGGUGAAAGACUGUGUGCUGGAGAUGAGGGACCGACCGGCCUUCCGUCAGGCCUGCCUCAACAGGCUCUCCACACAGGGAAAGUGAGAGGGUGAGGGGUAGAGAUCUGGUAAAGCUCCAUAAGACCUACAGUACAGCAAACUGGACACUUACUGGACACAGGUACAGCAUACUGGACACAUACUGGACACAGGUACUGCAUACUGGACACAUACUGGAAACAUGUACAGCAUACUGGACACAUACUGGAAACAUGUACAGCAUACUGGACACAUACUGGAAACAUGUACAGCAUACUGGACACAUACUGGAAACGUACAGCAUACUGGACACAUACUGGACACAGGUACUGCAUACUGGACACCUACUAGACACAGGUACAGCAUACUGGACACCUACUAGACACAGGUACAGCAUACUGGACACCUACUAGACACAGGUACAGCAUACUGGACACCUACUAGACACAGGUACUGCAUACUGGACACCUACUUGACACAGGUACAGCAUACUGGACACCUACUAGACACAGGUACAGCAUACUGGACACCUACUAGACACAGGUACAGCAUAUUGGACCACUUCUUCUACUACAGCAUAUUGGACACUCUCAUGCUGCUCUGUCUCACCACGUUAACCUGUCUUCAUCAUCACGUGGUGUCAGCCAGUCAAGUCUUUGGGAAGUUUUGGGUUUGAUUUUUUUCAUAACUGGAAAAAUGUAUUCUGUUCGAAGAUGGAUGUGGAUUGUUCUUUUAAAGGC
Molecule: messenger RNA, 32228 nt
Organism: Coregonus sp. 'balchen'
Lineage: Eukaryota; Metazoa; Chordata; Actinopteri; Salmoniformes; Salmonidae
Source: the annotation of a GenBank genome assembly